Messenger RNA from Gossypium raimondii (Peruvian cotton), 857 nucleotides. RefSeq names its product ADP-ribosylation factor 2-B. The record is from RefSeq and is a predicted model, not a curated record. The coding region runs from base 183 to 728 and encodes 181 amino acids. Gene Ontology annotation, molecular function: GTPase activity; GTP binding. NCBI's taxonomy places the organism in Eukaryota, Viridiplantae, Streptophyta, Magnoliopsida, Malvales, Malvaceae. Gene Ontology annotation, cellular component: cytoplasm. Gene Ontology annotation, biological process: vesicle-mediated transport; intracellular protein transport. The transcript is spliced from 7 exons.
AAUCACUCCCCCGCCUCCAGCUCCUCCAAUUGCGUAAUAAAUAGCCCCGAAGCCCAACCCCUUCCCCCAUUGAAUUUGAUAUUUUGUAAGUGUUAAACAUUGUUUGCCUUUCAUUUCUUUCUCUAUUCCUUGUUGCUUCCUCGGCAGCCUCUCGGUUUCUGAGUAAUCGAAGAUAAAAAAGGAUGGGGCUGUCUUUUGCUAAGCUGUUUAGUCGACUGUUUGCCAAGAAAGAGAUGCGAAUUCUUAUGGUGGGUCUUGAUGCUGCUGGUAAGACUACCAUUUUGUACAAGCUCAAGCUCGGUGAGAUUGUCACUACCAUUCCCACCAUUGGCUUUAACGUGGAGACCGUAGAAUAUAAGAACAUUAGCUUCACUGUUUGGGAUGUUGGUGGUCAGGACAAGAUUCGACCUUUGUGGAGGCACUACUUCCAAAACACUCAGGGGCUAAUCUUUGUUGUUGAUAGCAAUGACCGUGACCGUGUGGUUGAGGCCAGGGAUGAGCUUCAUCGUAUGCUAAAUGAGGACGAGCUGAGGGAUGCUGUGCUUCUUGUGUUUGCAAACAAGCAAGAUCUGCCGAAUGCUAUGAAUGCUGCUGAGAUUACUGAUAAGCUUGGCCUUCACUCCCUUCGUCAGCGACACUGGUAUAUCCAGAGUACUUGUGCCACCUCUGGCGAAGGGCUGUAUGAGGGACUGGACUGGCUUUCCAACAACAUUGCUAACAAGGGUUGAGGGUUGGUUGAAUUCCAGUCAUAUCUUCAGGCAGCUAUCCUAUUAUUUUCUGGUUCCUUUUUUAAGUUUUUACAGGAAAUGUAUCAGAUUGUGUUAUAUAAUUAAUAUAUAUUCACCGUACUACUGAAA